CAGCUGGCCCUUGCCAGCAGACACUGUUUAAGUGGAGCAGCAAGAAAGCAACAAAAAAAUAUAACAACUCAGGAUAAAUACAUAAGUGUUCAUAAGAGCAGCAAGCGGCAAGCAACAAGCCAUGCUGAGGCGAAAAGCGUAAAAACAUAAAAGCGGAAAAGUGUAAAAAAAUUAAACUUAAUUUACGAAGGAAAGAAGAGUUUAGAAAGCUGCAAAAAAAGUGUGGAAAAAUUUAAAAAAAUAUGAUGAAAAUGUUGACGGGCGUGUAAAUUUGUAAAGUAGAACUAGCAAAAGUUGAAACAAAGGCUGUGUUCACUGUGAAAAUUCAAGGAAAGCCUUGCUUGACAAAGCUAUGAGAGUUAUCUUCCCAAUAGCUGCAUUAUCGCCUACUGUAGUGGUUAAGAAGAGAUUGUGAGAGAGUAAAACCAAGAGAGGAAAAGAGAGCGAAAGUUCGUUCGAAAGUGAUCGAAAAGGAGCCAGAGUGCUAAACUUUUAACGCUGCCCUUGCCAAAAAAAAAAACCUUUCAAUUCGCUCCCUGCUUUACCCACAUCUCCACGCUCGCCAUUGUUGUCACCUAGGUCGCUCGCCCGCAGCGGGGCGUUAUUAUGCAGAAGAAGCCACCAUUGCCGUUGACGGCAUUCAUUGGCGGCCCCACCCUCAUACCCGCCUCCCAAUCGGCGACCAGUUCGAGCAGCAGCAGCAGCCUUGGCAGUGGAAUGUGUUUUCCCAGCAGUAAAAGUGGUAGUGGCAGUGGUGGUGGCACCAGCGGCGGCGGAAGUAGCGGAGAAAAACAACGCGAUCGCCAUGGUGGCGGUGGAGGAUUGUGUGGCUGCCACAAGGCGCCCAAAUCACAUUGCAUAUCGGCGACAGGCGUCCUCCUGCUCGUACUACUCUACACCGCUAUGGGCUCCAUUAUUUUCGUCACACUGGAAGGUGAACUAGAGGACACCAGUUCACUGGAGACAGCAGUGGCGGCGUCGAAAAAAUUUCCACGCACCGAGCUGGCCAACGAGCAAAUAAGAUCGCG
Messenger RNA from Rhagoletis zephyria (snowberry fruit fly), 1028 nucleotides. RefSeq names its product putative lysozyme-like protein. The record is from RefSeq and is a predicted model, not a curated record. NCBI's taxonomy places the organism in Eukaryota, Metazoa, Arthropoda, Insecta, Diptera, Tephritidae.